GGAGGAGCUUGACUCUGAGAAGGUUAAAACCGGGAGCCCCGGCAGAAUGACCCGCACUGAGUAAGAGCCCGUCCUCUGUUGGGCUGUUUGAUGCGUCCCGAGAGAAGAACAAAGGAGAAACAUCCGAGAAACCUCCUGAAGAGGACCGGAAACCCUCUCAGCGCACCUGCUCAGAGUAUCAUGAUGAUUAAGCCAUACAUGAGACAAGCCGAGGGAGAGGAGGCGAUCAGCACGCUGCAGUGGAUGGAAGGAGACAUGAGCUCACCUGAAGGAGAUGCUUUAUUCUCAUCACAUCACUACAAAGACACAGGGGUGAGCCAGCAGGCCAAAGAAAUGGGAAGUGAGGAUGCAGAGGAAGAUGAAGAGGAAGGAGACGACGGACAGGAGGAUGAAAACGGAUCCAAGCGCAGAGGACCCAAGAAAAAGCGAAUGACCAAAGCCCGGCAGGAGCGUUUCCGUGCGAGGCGCGUAAAAGCUAACGCCAGAGAGCGCUCUCGCAUGCAUGGACUGAAUGAUGCACUGGAGAACUUGCGCAGCAUCAUGCCCUGCUAUUCCAAAACCCAAAAGUUAUCCAAGAUUGAGACACUGCGGCUGGCUCGCAACUACAUCUGUGCUCUGUCUGAGGCGCUGGAGGGGGGGCUCUCCACGGAGAGCAGAGUUUUCAUGGAGACGCUUUGUAAGGGUCUCUCACAGCCCACAUCCAACUUGGUUGCUGGCUGCUUACAGCUGGGGCCAGCUGUUGGCGUGAGACCUGAAGACAGACAUGGGGCUCAGCCGCCACACAAUCCUCUCAGCAGCAUGGCAAACUUCGCCUCUCCAGGGCUGCCGAGCCCCCCUUAUGGCACCUUUGAUUCAGCUCACAUGCUUCACCUGAGGGCCAUGAAGGGGAGACAGUUUGAGAGUCAUUCACCACAUGAGUAUAAUGAUGGGGGUGUGGGAACCCCCCCAUACGAUGGUCCUCCUACACCACCUCUAAGCAUCAGUAGCAACCUGGUUCCAAAGCAGGAGCCUUCACCUCACUACCCACCAUCACAUCCCUACUCCCCCUCUGGGGCUGACCAAAUGGUCUAUCAGACUCACACCCGCUAUGACGGACACUUAGAUGGACAAUAUGACUCCUACCAGCCUCCCCAGAUCACCCCCCGACAGAUGACCAACGUCUACAGAGACCAAUGAGGGCGGGAGUUGAGUGUGCUGCAGCCAAGACUAUCUGACUAUGAAAGUUCAUACAUUUUGGUGGAGAAUUUUUGUUGGCUCAAAAACCAAAACACAUCAUUUAGAAAACUAUAAAUCUGACUGCAGGCACACGUGUGUUGCAUUUACACAAUAGAAUAACAUGGUCUAUCAUUGUUAGUGUGCAAAAAAAAACCCUAACUUAAAUCAACACAUUAUCCCAAAAAUGAUUACCGAAUGAAUCGGGGACCAAAAUGUUUAACUGGGAUGUUUCUUUGUAGCUAUUUACUCAAAAAUGAGCACUUCUAAUUUAGUUUUGAUAAUGUAUUUUUAUUUAUUCUUUAAUUUAAUUCAGUAUGUACAUAGUUUGUUCUGAAAUGUUUUCAACAUAUAUCUUGUUCAGGACUUUGCUGUUCUUUUCACCUGUUUUUUCUGUGUUCGGAGCCCUUUGUUGCAUUAAUUUCUGUCUUUACACACAAACACCUUAAGAUUUGUUUGCAUCAUCAAGUUGAUAUUUUGUCGAUCUUAAAAUAAUAAAAAGAAUGAACAGGAAAUUUAAACGUGGAACAAAGAUAAGGAAUUAGAAAUGAGCGUGUUAGAUAUGAUGUGUAGAACCAUUUUUGCAUAGUUGACUGUCUUAAAAAAUAUUUAUUUGUUUUGGAAAAAGACAAAGUAAAAUAAAUAUAAACUGAAUGAA
Molecule: messenger RNA, 1870 nt
Organism: Oryzias latipes (Japanese medaka)
Lineage: Eukaryota; Metazoa; Chordata; Actinopteri; Beloniformes; Adrianichthyidae
Product: neurogenic differentiation factor 4-like
Biological process (GO): camera-type eye development; axon development; positive regulation of transcription by RNA polymerase II
Cellular component (GO): nucleus
Molecular function (GO): DNA-binding transcription factor activity, RNA polymerase II-specific; protein dimerization activity; E-box binding
Source: RefSeq, a predicted model, not a curated record